CCAAGGAACAUAUCCAGGAAAUGAGGAAAGGCCUCGAUUCGCUCUUGCAGACGGCUGAGAAGGCGUUCACCGUGGAGCUGCUGAAGAUGCCGGCUGCCAUCAAGAAGAUUAGAAGAAAAGACCUGCUCGAUUUGCAAGGAAGGGAGGAAGUGGCUCUUGCUGCUGCAGUGACUGACUGCUCUCUAGAAGACAUACCAAAUCCAAAACUGGUGAGGACCAAUAGCAAAAAAGUUAAGGUAACAACAAUUGUGGAAUAUGAAGAUGCCAGGCAUAUUUCUGCGAAGAAAAUAUCUAAAAAAGUUUCCAAAACCAAGUCGUUGGUUUCAUUGGCCUCUGGUUUAAAUAGCAAACUGAACCCUAUUUCUAGAAGUGUUGUGUCGGUGUGCAGUGUGCCUGAAAGAUCAAAAACUCUUGCUUCUGAUUGCAGUGCCACGAAUUUGAAAGCCACGCCAAAGGUAUCUAAAAGGGCUGGGCUACAUCAGAGUGUCUCGGGAACGGUACCUGCCAGUGGAAGAGUUCAAGGCAUGCUACUGAGGCGGCAGUCGGUGCCCCAAGACAAAACCGUUCCGUUUGUAAACAUUCCCCUGGCUGACGGACAGACGCUCUGUACGGCUGGUGGAGACCUCCAUAACAUUGAUGUGCAACUCCUGAAUCAAGACACAGUACAGCAUAUUCAUAACUUGGUGAGCGAGCUGACUCUACUGUGUGGAAAGGCAUCAGCUAAAAAGAGUUAA
Eurypyga helias (sunbittern) is the source of this 734-nucleotide messenger RNA. RefSeq names its product borealin-2-like. The transcript has 10 exons. NCBI's taxonomy places the organism in Eukaryota, Metazoa, Chordata, Aves, Eurypygiformes, Eurypygidae. Gene Ontology annotation, cellular component: chromosome passenger complex; chromosome, centromeric region; spindle midzone. Gene Ontology annotation, biological process: mitotic sister chromatid segregation. The annotation marks the transcript as partial. The record is from RefSeq and is a predicted model, not a curated record.